AUGGAUAUCAAGACCUUGCUGGACAAUCUUCAUGAUGAAGUAUCCUGCUCUGUGUGUAUGUGUACAUUCACUGAUCCAAAGCAGUUGCCUUGUUUGCACAGUUUCUGUCUUCAUUGCCUGAACGGAAUUCAACGAACGAGCGGCAUACAUGGAAAAAUUACAUGCCCCGAGUGUAGGAGACAGUUUCAGAUUUCUGGAAGUGGAAAUCCCAGCGAACUUCCCACCAAUUUUCGAAUAAACAGCCUGCUAGAUGUCUUGGCAAUAAAAGAGUGCAGUACAGUCAACGUGAAAUGCAGAAACUGCGAGAAACGGAGCUCCCAGACCUCGUAUUGUUUCCAGUGUUGUUCCUUCUGGUGUGAAGAAUGUAUUGUAGGACACAACAUAAUGCGAGAAAAUAAAGACCACAGAACGCUAGCGCUGAAAGAUUUUCAAGAUCAAGACAUCAAGGCUGUUUUAGAGCGACCAGCAUUUUGUCAGAAGAAACACCAUGAAAACAAAGAGUUGGAGCUCUUUUGCAAGGACUGUAAAGUCGCCAUUUGUAGCGCUUGUGCCAUGACACUUCAUGAUAAUCAUGUCAAGAUGCUUUUGCAAGAAGCUACGGAUGCCCGCAAGACACAGAUCAAAUCCACUAUUAAAUCUUUGAAAGACAAAGCACUGGAAAAACGAAAGAAAGUGGAAGAAAUCAACCAAAAGAGCAUCGAACUUCAAUCGCAAGUAGCCGACGUAAAAAGCCAAGUGCAGUCUUUUGUAGACCAAAUUAUUGCAAUCAUCGAAGCGAGGAAACAGGAUGUUUUUGAAGUGAUUGAUAAUCAAGCGAAAAAAUCACUGGAAUCUCUCUCACAUAAAAAAGGCGAAGUGGACAAACAAGUGAAAUUAAUUGAAUCAGCAAUUGAACAAACUGAAACUCUGUUAAAACGAAACUUUAGCACUGAAAUCCUGGGAUUCAAUGAAACAUUUGAUACAAUCCUGCGGGAACAGAGCAGUCAAGAAAACCGUGACACUGAAUGUAUUCCUCGAUAUAGUUUCACUAAAAGUGAAAAACUGAUUAACCUUUUGAACAUGAGCGAGGGGAUAGGUAAUGUAGAAUUUGUUGUUAACGAACCUAAAGCGCAACAAUCGGGAACUAAAGGUAAAGAAAGUAGUAAAGUAAUUGCUGGGAAUAAAGGGGCAAAUGUUCGUGACAGUCCUCUUGAGACUCAGGUACAAACCAGGCGCUUCAGAUCUGUGCUGUCAUUUGGACAAAAAGGUGAGUUUGUUGGAAUGCUUAACGGGCCCUGGGGGAUGGCAGUGAAUGAUCGUGAUGAAAUUGCUGUGACUGGUGCCUUGAACAACAGUGUUUCAGUGUUUAGUAGUGACGGUACCCACUUAAGAUCGUUUGGUAGAUUCGGUAAGAAUAAUGGUGAGUUCAAGUUCCCUGCAGGGAUCGCUUUUGAUAGUCAUGGCAAUAUUGUAGUGGCAGACAGUAGUAACCACAGGGUGCAAGUCUUUGAUAGGAAUGGUAACUUUCUUAGUAUGUUUGGUGAACGAGGAAGUCGUGAUAAUCAGCUUAAAUACCCUUUAGGCUUAUCAAUAAACAAUAACGGUGAUAUUAUUGUUGCUGACAGAGAUAACAAAUUAAUCAAGAUAUUCUCUUCUACUGGGAAGUAUUUACGUAAAUUUGGUGGAGCAGGUUCUUUGGUCAGUUUUUCUCACUGUAUCCAACACGGUCAAUAUUUUAUAGUCUCAGAUUAUGGUGAUCAUUCCAUUAAAUUGUUUAAUCUUGAGGGAAAGUUUAUUUCUAAAUUUGGAAAACAGGGAAUCAAGGAUGGAGAGUUCAAUGAGCCCGGUUGCUUGUCAGUUAACAAAGAAGGAUUACUAAUGGUCUGUGAUAGAGGUAAUCACAGAGUUCAGGUAUUUGAACUGAGUGGAAAGUUUGUUACGAAGUUUGGAAGUGAAGGUAGUGAGAGAGGAGAGUUUAAGUUGCCAGUGUCAACAGCAAAUCUUAGUGAUGGAAAGAUAGUUGUGUGUGAUUUUAACAACAGCCUAAUCCAGGUUUUUGACAAGAUAUAAUUAUGAUCUUACCAGUGGUAUUAUUGUUGAAAAGUUCAAAUUGGGUAUCCAGAAUAAGAAACCGUAAUUUUUCGAAGAAUUAGCAGCAAUUCGAAGCAUUAGUUUGUCUCUUCUGUGAAUGUAACAAUAAAUGAUAAAAUCCUGGCUGUAAUAAUAGCUGAAAUGACAUUCAAAUUGUAAAUGUAUUUUGUAACCUUUUUUCAAAUGUACUGUAGUCUCAUCUAAUUGCCGAUUCUAGUUUAAUAAGGUGGUUCAAUUUUUUUGAGCGAUAAAAAUUGUUUUUUAAGUUGUACACCCUUUCAUUUUCUUUCCAGCAGUUGCUCGUUGUUAGCAAGUUUAUUUUUGGAGAUAUUAUUCCCGAGCCCUAGCACAAGUACCAAUUUUUUUCUCAACAGGUUCUUCAGGUCUGUUAGUUACAACAUAUAUUAACCGAACUGUAUUACGAUUUGUUGAAAAUGCAUUAAAGGAUAUUCAAACUAUAAAGAAUGUCUUUUUUGUUCAAAUUUAUCGUUGUCAAAGAGACCGUCAUGUGUUGAAGUUAAACGUAACGAUUUACUUCAUUCAAGUGUAAAUGUAUUUAGCAGGCGAGUCUAAUUGAGGACACUAUUUUUACAUCUCUACUCAGAGAAUGCACCAUCAUUUCUAUGACCAAUGAUCGUCUAGUCUGCACGUGUAGGUCUUCUGAGCAGUUUUCAGGACAGGGCAACACAGCGAACCCCUUUUAUUGACACCCUCUUAAUACAGACACCUCAUUUUUGCCCCUGGGGGAAAAAACGCCCUUACAUUUUCUCUUGAUUCAACCCCCUCAAUAAGGACACUUUCUAUGCCCCCCCCCCCACCCCCCCUCAGUGUCUGUAGUAACGGGGUUUGACUCAGUUCCUUAGUUAUUUUAAGACCCUCAGUAUUUGUCCGUUUCCGUGACUUCCCGCUCCUGCAGUCAAACGCUCUACAGGCUGAGUUAAUCUUUUAGUUCAAUUAAUGUAGACAUCUGUUAAAUCUACCAUAAACGCUUCAGUUUAGUGUAUGUACCACAAGCUGUACGCAAGUGUAGCCUGCGUAGCAAGCGCAUGAAGGAGAGGGGAGAAGAAGGACACGAGAGCAGAUAACUGUUUUCUCCUCUCCUCCAUGUCCUUAUCUCAUCUUACCCUAAAUCCUCUGUUAAGUCCCCCCUCUCUAAUAAGCCCUUUGCCUCUAGUAAGCUCAACCUUUUCAGGGGAAGAAAGUUAAUAACCUUCCCCCAUCUCUAUUAAGCCCAUCCCUCCUUCCCCUAAUUAUUUUUCACUGAUAAAUGAUAGACUGUACUAAUCAAUCAAGACCGUAAAACUUUGUGUGGGCUGAUCCGGGAUAGUUUAUUUACCAAGUGGUAGUUCGGAUUUGACUCUGAUCCUUGGCUGCAUGACCUUCAAACUUCUUGUUCUUCAGCUUCUCCUCUUUGUAUUCUAGUUCUUUAUGGAGAACUGAUAAGAUAGGGACAAGAGGAGGGGGAGAGGAGAGGAUUACAGAGGGGAUUAAGGAGACUCCUGCAAUAAGGAACCCUAUUUUGCUAAACACGACCGUUGGAACGUUUAUUACUGUUACCCUAGAGAAGCGUCCGCCUUGUAGAAAGUAGUGGGAGGGGACAACUUCAGUUGUCCAUUUUAAUGAGCUGUUAGUUUGCUUAAACAAUCACACACAGACAGCUAUGUGUCACCUGAUAAAGUAGCUCCCCGUGCGGAAUCAAAUUCUGAGCUGUGUUAAAAAAAACUGGAUUGAAACCAUUACUGAGCUUUGUCAUUAGGCUUCUUCUCUUCUUUCAUUCAAUUACUGUUGCAUUUUCCGUAGGUUUUAUUCAAGAACUCAAAUGCAUCUAACAGUGAGUGGCUUUUUCUAUUCAUGACAAGUUAAGUAAAGAAAAGAAACUUACCUCAAUGUGAACCUUUGUGGAACAGCUUUGUUCGAAGAGAUCGCCAAAUUUUGUGUACAGUAUUACGUAUGUGUUACUACACAGGCAACGGAAACGAAAACAAAGUUUGGAGCGCACUGGCCUUUUUGAGUGCGUUAAUGCUGGCCAGAAAACUGUCGGCAGCAGCUAAGAGCAUCGAGGAGUUAUUGGGUUGACCUUGUCUACUCUUCCUUCUCAUGUUUCCUCUUUAAUUUUGAGUUUGGACCAGUUUGGAACUUAUAGAGCUACACAAUUAACAGGUUAAGCCUGCAGUUUUUUUUUACCGUAUUUUCCAGCCAACGAAAUGAAAUUAACUUUUGACACUAAUUUAGACUGUUAGACAAACAUUACUUAGCUACAAAGGAAAUAAACAAGUAGCUACAGCCUAUUUCAAAUCAAACACUUCGAAAGGUAAGGACACUAUAUUAUUAUAUGCGACCAUUAUUUUUUGUUGAAGAUACUGCAGGAGAUGUGAAAGACGAUAACCACAUGACUACAAUGAUGAUGAUGAGAAUAGAAGUAAUGAUGAUGAUAUUGAUGGCUUUGACGAGGACAAUGACUCUAAAUCAGAGGUUGACCACAGGAAGAAAGUAAAUGAUGAGCCACAGAAACUGAAAAGCGUUGGACACUGCUGAAGAAGGGUCGCCUAAGAAGAAGGUUUGCUCUGAAUUCAUUUACAUUCCUACAAAUUCAAGUCUGACCUGGCAAAAAGUUGAAUGAAAAUGGUCUCAUGUAUUUGACAAGCUGACCGAAUUGGAAUAUUUGAAAUCCUUUUGCUAUUUUUUGGAUAUUUUUUUACAACGCUUGAAACACAUGGACGUGGACUGACAAUUUACCUCUCGGAAGACCUUGAAUAUCAAGGGAAACUCAAAAGAUUUAUUAUUGCGUAUCCUUUGAAAUACUUUUUUGUCUAAUUUAAUAAAAAUUGAGCUGGGAAAACGUGUAUCGCUUUAGACGACAGCGUACUGAACCACACGUUGCUGUGUUUCCUACCAAAAUAGGAUUCACAAUGUUUUGAAUCGGCACUCAGCUUGAAUUCAGCGGAUUUAUUCCAAAUUGGAAUCAGCCUCGCAUUGUGAAUCAGUGUUUCUUUAGGGAAGUAUUUGAAGAGAAAACUUUCUCGCAUGAAUGGCCAGCGGAAUGCAAAAUGUACAUGUUUCAGUACCAAACCAUGGUACAGCUACCACGGUAAAUUCGUCCAGUUUUCAUCCACUAUUUACCUUGAAUGUGAAUUCAGAACUGCAAAAAAACGCAGCAUAACCACCGCUUUUGCAAUUUUUCCCGCGCUUUUUAUCUGCUGCGCUAUACUAUCAUAAGCUUUGAUCUAUAAAACAGGACGAUUUUUUAACCAUUCUUAACAUGACUGGAUUUUAGUUAUGACGGAGAUUUGGCGAAGGAGUUGAAAAGACCAGUGCAACACGUAUUGUAAGCAACAAUAGGGUAAGCAGAUGAAAACUAAUUUGCGCACUUUUACUUUUUGUGGUAAGAUACGAGGCUGCGAAGAGCCGGGAUCGUAUGAGAAAUUGCAAAAAAAAUGAGACUAAAAAGAAAGAAAGAAAGAAAAACGGAAAAAAAAAUUGUAAAGAAGGUAGAGGGAAGAAACCCAAAAUACAAGCGUGUUUAAACUCACAAUUAUUAGAAAAGUUAAUAAUUGAAGUAAAAAAAACAAAACAAAACAAAAGAAAACAAUCAAAAACAAGUAAAAAAAGUUAUAUGUUUAACAAUGAAAGCCCGCUGAUCAAAACAUGCACUACCAGUCUGUUUUAGCCUGCGUUACAGCUGCCCACGCACUCGUCUGAAUCAUUUGUAUAGUCUCUACCGAAGGUUUAGAGCGUCUUCGACGAAAUCAAAUCUGUUUCUACUCGCUACUUUCACAUUUAUUACGUUUCAUGAUCCACAAAAAGUGUUGUGGGGCAAACAAAGUGUAUUUAUGUGAAAUAUGACAGUGGGAGAAUAGACUCUGUUCUUUCUUUUUGUCAUUGGAAACAAGGCUUUAUGAAUUGAUGAGCUGAAAUAUUUUAUUAGCGUUGUAACCAAUAACUAUUAAAAUGAAUGUUACGUAAUUAUAGAUUCAGUAUUUCGUCAAACGAAAAUAUGAUCGCUGAUAAUUGCUCCUUUGACCGAACAAUUGUAAUAAAAGUUUGAAAAAAGAAAUCAGAAUUAGUUUUAUACCGCCUUGUGAAUCUCAUCUCUUUUAAGAUUUUCAAUGCCAACUGUCUACUAAAAAAUAGACGAAGAAAAAACAACUUUUAAAAUUUUGUCCCCGAAUUCACGCCAUAAAAGACGAGGAGCUUCCUUCCUUCCGCUACCUUGGUCUUACUUGUAAGGAAAAACAGUCCCUGUUAUACUUCACUGCACUUUCAACCCCCUUGCGGUUGAAAGUCUAAGCUUGGCCCAAAGGCCCACAGAUACUAAUAAAGAUUUUAAUUGUAAAAAGUUUCUGCAACAGCCAUUUUUUUUGGAGGAUUUUGUUGGACAGUAUAUAUCGGUACAGGGGGCCCACACAAUCUAUUGUGUAGCCGAUUGUUAUUUUAUAGUAAAUGUAUUGGAUUUACCGUUUGAUUCACCUAUAGCGAUAUAUUGCUAACUAUGUAUUUAAAUCAAUGAUAAAUAAACGUUGAAUUACCUUACCUGUGGUGUAUAGUCGUCCUUUUGCCUCAAAAGCGGUUUUUUAAGCGAUUUUGGAUGAGUUUGAGUUCGCCGUUGACACAGUCUAGAGAAAAGAAGGUAGAGGAUAAGGAAAUGGGAUAGAGCUCCUUCAUUCUUAUAUUGCUCUCGCUCCGACUUCAGUCUUGACCACCUCGACGCGCGGAAAUGCUUGCCGACAAUUUAUCCAUGCUUCAAAGAGCUGAUUAACAAUUCUCGGAAAUAAAGCAUGAUUUUUAUUCUUCUGUCAAACCACCAAAACAUGUGAAGAAACUCUAUUUGAUUGGUUAAUAAUAUAAUACAGUGUUUUUUGUCUGGAUCACAAAACAAGACUUCAUUGUGCAUUUGCAAAGCCAUUCUCUUGAAGCUUCAAUCGCCAACAACUAGAGGCCAAAAUUUUUAAAAAGUAACCUUGUUCCCGACCUUUUCCAUGGAUAUAAAGACCUUGCUGGACAAUCUUCAUGAUGAAGUAUCUUGUUCUGUGUGUAUGUGUCCAUUCACUGAUCCAAAGCAGUUACCUUGUUUGCACAGUUUCUGUCUUCAUUGCCUGAACGGAAUUCAACGAACGAGCGGCGUCCGUGGUAAAAUUACAUGCCCCGAGUGCAGAAGACAGUUUCAGAUUUCUGGAAGUGGAACUCCCAGCGAACUUCCCACUAAUUUUCGAAUAAACAGCUUGCUAGAUGUCUUAGCAAUAAAAGAGUGCAGUACAGUCAACGUCAAAUGCAGAAACUGCGACAAACGAAGCGCCCAGACCUUAUAUUGCUUCCAGUGUUGUUCAUUCUGGUGUGAAGAAUGUAUUGUAGGACAUAACAUAAUGCGAGAAAAUAAAGAUCACAGAACGUUAGCGCUGAAAGAUUUUCAAGAUCAAGACAUCAAAGCUGUUUUAGAGCGACCAGCAUUUUGUCAGAAGAAACACCAUGAAAACAAAGAGUUGGAGUUCUUUUGCAAGGACUGUAAAGUCGCCAUUUGUAGCACUUGUGCUAUGACACUUCAUGAAGGUCAUGGUAAGAUGCCCUUGCAAGAAGCUACUGAUGAGCGCAAAACACAGAUCAACUCCGUGAUUCGAUCUUUGAAAGACAAAGUACGGGUAAAACAAAAUGAAGUCGAACAAUUCAACCAAAGAAGCAUCGCAUUUCAAUGGAAAGUAACCGAGGUAAAAAGCCAAGUGCAGUCUUGUGUAGACCAAAUUAUUGCAAUAGUCGAAGCGAGGAAACAAGAUGUUUUUGAUGCAGUCGAUAAUCAAGCGAAGAAAUUAUUGGAAUCUCUCUCACAGAAAAAAGAAGAAGUGGAAAAACAAUUAAAAAUAAUUGAAUCCGCAGUUGAACAAACUGAAACUCUGUUGAAACGAAGCUUUAGCACUGAAAUCCUUGGAUUCAGUGAAACAUUUGAUACAAUCCUGCAGGAACAGGGCACCCAAGAAAACCGUGACACUGAAUGUAUUCCUCGGUUUAGUUUCACUAAAAGUGAAAAACUGAUUAACCUGUUAAGCAUGAGCGAGGGCAUAGGUAAUGUAGAAUUUGUUUUUAGCGAAACUAAAGCGCAACAAUCAGGAGCUAAAGGUAAAGAAAGUAGUAAAGCAAUUGCUGGGAAUAAAGGGGCAAAUGUUCGUGACAGUCCUCUUGAGACUCAGGUACAAACCAGGCGCUUCAGAUCUGUGCUGUCAUUUGGACAAAAAGGUGCGGCUGUUGGAAUGUUUAACGCGCCCUAUGGGGUGGCAGUGAAUGAUCAUGAUGAAAUUGCUGUGACUGAUACCUGGAACCACAGGGUUUCAGUGUUUAGUAGUGACCGUACCCACUUAAGAUCGUUUGGUAGGAAGGGUCAGAAUAAUGGUGAGUUGCAUUGCCCUAAAGGGAUCGCUUUUGAUAGUCAUGGCAAUAUUGUAGUUGCAGACUCUUUUAACCACAGGGUGCAAGUCUUUGAUACGAAUGGUAACUUUCUUAGUAAGUUUGGUGAACAAGGAAGUGGUGAUAAUCAGCUUCAAUACCCUGAAGGUUUAUCAAUAAACGGUAACGGUGAUAUUAUUGUUGCUGAUACCGAUAACAAAUUAAUCAAGAUAUUCUCUUCUAGUGGGGAGUAUUUACGUAAAUUUGGUGGAGCAGGUUCUCCCUAUUGCUGUAUCCAGUACGGUCAACAUUUUAUAGUCUCAGAUGCUGGUGAUCAUUCGAUUAAAAUGUUUAAUCUGGAGGGAAAGUUUAUUUCUAAAUUUGGAAAACAGGGAAACAAGUAUGGAGAGUUCAAUAAGCCCCGUUACUUGUCAGUCAACAAAGAAGGAUUGCUAAUGGUCUGUGAUGCAGAAAAUCACAGAGUUCAGGUAUUUGAACUGAGUGGAAAGUUUGUUACAAAGUUUGGAAGUGAAGGUAGUGAGAGAGGAGAGUUCAGGUUUCCAAGGUCUUUAGCAAAUCUUAGUGAUGGAAGGAUAGUUGUGUGUGAAAUGAAUAACAACCGAAUCCAAGUGUUUGACAAGAUAUAA
Molecule: messenger RNA, 9086 nt
Organism: Porites lobata
Lineage: Eukaryota; Metazoa; Cnidaria; Anthozoa; Scleractinia; Poritidae
Source: the annotation of a GenBank genome assembly